Messenger RNA from Xyrichtys novacula (pearly razorfish), 1283 nucleotides. The record is from the annotation of a GenBank genome assembly. Lineage: Eukaryota; Metazoa; Chordata; Actinopteri; Labriformes; Labridae.
AUGUCGUCCUGUUCGGUCUUCGAGGUCCUUUAACAAAUAUCUUGUGUUUUGACCUCUGUGGUCUUCAGUCGAUUUGUUUCAGGUGAUAAAAGAAACCUUGACUAAAGCCGCUUCCUUGGUGAGUUAACAGUGUGGCAGAGUUUCGCCUCUAUUUCAGUAAAACUGUCAUAUUAGUGUUGCAUUUAGUAACGCGACGAUAAAUCCAUCAAGCCUGUGAAUGCGACCUAUUUGUUUCCGGUUUGAACUUUUCAGCAUAAACCUGGGCAGGUAUUAAAAGACCUGUCCGAAGUUCUUUUGAUGAUGACCAAAAUGGCCAUUUAAUAUUUAAGUAAGAACUUAGUGUCAAGCAACAACCCAUAUUUAGUAAAAUCCUGUAACGUUUUUUAUUAGGGGAUUAAUAUGUCAGAGUUAAAAUCCCCAAAUUUCUUAAAUUUGUGAAUGACAAGGCUUCUACAACCCUGAUGUAAUGAUGCCAUCAAUGGUAAUCUAAAGGGGUUUUCUAAUGAGCAUCUUUCCAGAUCAGUGGGUUAAAGACACACUGUCAUUAAGCUUCUGCAGGAACAAUACUAGUGUACAAAUGUAUGCCAGAGUGUGAGAGUGAUCAGCCACUGUUCUGUUUUUAGCUCUGUACCUUCUUAGGCCUUCGUGAUAUGAGACUUGGACUGUGUUCAGGACUUUCUGACAGUGUCUGUGGGAGUGAUAGUUCAUUGAAAUGUUCCCCACUAUUACAUUUUUGUGAAAAAAAAAUGCAGUGACUCUGUAUAGUUUGAUUAAAAUGCAGCAACACAAGGAAAUAUUUCUUUUAUUCUUUUAGAAGUUAAUGUUGAAAUUCAAAUGAAAUAACUUUGAGGAUGUUCUGGUUAUGUUUUUAAACCAACAGUAUUGAUCUAGUUAAGCCAAAAACACUGCUUUUAAUUAUCCUGCGUUGUGUGCAUGUUCAUUAACAAAAUCAUUGCAGUCAGAUGUUUUGCUUGAAUUUUAACAAGAACAUUAAAAAUUAAACAGAUCUCAUGAUGUGCCAAAUAUAACAAGGACUUCAAUGACAAACUUUUUGGUAACAUUAUUACCUCUUGUUUCAGGAUCUCCUUGUGUCCUAUCAGUGGCAUUUCACACUGACUGAAGACAUGUUUCGUAGAAGAAUACCUUUCACACAGAUGGCCUUUGCUACGUUGCUUGGAGUGGCUGGUGGUGUUUAUAUCUACAGACCUUUUUUCGAGCCACUACUGAAGAGCCCAGGACAGGAAAACCAGGAUAAGCCAAAGAAACAUGAACAAGCAGACUGA